GCGUAUUUCUUGGUGCCGCCCCGGCAAAGGCCGCGUAGAGUGGAGCUGCUGCCGGAGAUGCCUAGCAGUGUGUUCUGAGGAGCGGCCAGCGGCGCGAUGGAGCGGGCCAGGGACCGUUUACACCUGAGACGGACCACAGAACAGCACGUACCAGAGGUAGAAGUCCAAGUCAAACGGAGAAGAACAGCCUCACUGAGCAACCAGGAGUGUCACCUGUAUCCAAGGCGAUCUCAGCAGCAGCAGCAGCAAGUACCUGUGGUGGAUUUCCAGGCGGAACUGAGACAGGCAUUCUUAGCUGAGACACCAAGAGGUGGUUAAAGCAGUAUUGGAACACCCAGAUAGCUGAUUCCAAGAGAGAAAACAAAACAAAACAAAACAGGUUAGAGUUGAUGCAAUCAUGAUCAAGAAUAAAGAACUAAUUAAAGGGUAGGGUGUUUGGAGGUCAUUUAAUUAUUUAGGAUAUGUCCAAAGAAAUUUUUUUUCUUAAAGGCUUCAUACAAAUAAACACAUAGCAGAAAGUUUAAGAAAGUAAAAGCAGGAUCUUAAUGCUUUUACCCUAACACUUGUCAUGUAUUACUUUCCAGACAUUGUAUAGUCCUUGCUUUUUAGGUAGUUUUAUUCAUAUUUAACUUGUACUGAUUUUCAACUUAACAUAUGAAAAAUAUUUCAUUAUAAAUAGCUGCUGAAUAUCCUGCUAAUAUGUUUUAUAAUUUCUUUUUGUGAGAGACUUCAUUUUUUCUGCUGGUAGUUUGAAAUAAAGCUUCAGUGAAUUGCUUUGAAUAAAACUUUAGAUAGGAUCAUUUCCUUGGAUAUGCAGAUGUAAAGAUAAAUUGAGGCAAGGAAUUUGAAAUUAAGGUACAUUUUCUGAAUUGUAUUAUGAAUUAUUAUAUUAGUCUUUAUUAUCAUGAAAAAAUAUAGUGUCAGUUACACUUUCAUCUUCAUUGCUUAUGUUAAUUAUAUAUAAUUUGUUUCUAUUGAAUUAUAAAUACACAUCACAUCCAUUAGCAAAUGAGAAGCUAAGUAUUUCCCAUGCUUAUUUACUAAUUAUUUUUUUGUUUUAUCUUUUUCUUACCUUUUUUUACCAGUGUGUUCGAAUCAGCUGACAAUGUAAUAAAGCUAUUAAUCUAUGA
Messenger RNA from Eubalaena glacialis (North Atlantic right whale), 1130 nucleotides. It is a transcript of the gene SNURF, whose product is annotated as SNRPN upstream open reading frame. NCBI's taxonomy places the organism in Eukaryota, Metazoa, Chordata, Mammalia, Artiodactyla, Balaenidae. Bases 97 to 318 code for a protein of 73 amino acids. The record is from RefSeq and is a predicted model, not a curated record. Gene Ontology annotation, cellular component: nuclear speck. The transcript has 3 exons.